ACACAUGGUUUGGUGGAAUGAACAUGAAGUUUCCUAUCUAAUCAGACAAAGAUAAGAUGCAUAGGACUCUACUAUGAAAGUUCCUAACAUCAAAUCUGUAGUCCACCCCCCUUAUUAAUGGGACUUUGCUCCUCAUUUAAAGACAUUAGGAUUUGGUGAGUGUGAGAAUGGAUCCGACUGGGCAGGAUACACAUUAACAUAGUGUGUAAUAGAAGGGAAGAGCCUGGGAUGUGAAUCAAACCACUGCUGACCAGAACUUUAUUUACACAGCCAGCAUUCCUGUGGAGCUCUCACAUCAAAAACAAAGAAAGGUCUUCUUUUAGUAGCCGGUUUUUGAUGAUGUUCUGAGUAUUUGGUGACCGUCAUUAUCACAAGGCUUGAAAUUUAAUUGAGAGGACAAGAUCCUUCAGGGACAACCUUAUUUUUAGAUCUCUUCAGAGGAGGUGAUUUGCACUGUGAAUGUGAGAAGAGAUUUGGGUGGUCCAAACAUCAUAUAAAGAGGUCUAGAUUUGGAAUACAGAGAAGAUUCAAAAUGGACGAAGAGAUGAACGACAUGGAGCUCAGGAAGAGAGUGAAGUAUCACGUCCAGAGAGAUGUACUGGAUGAACUCAGUGUUGACAAAGUGGCGGCGAAAUCAGAUGUCAAAAUUCCACUGAAAGAAAAAUUCAAGGAUGCUGUCAGGUGUACAGGCCCAAAAUUUAAGAGCUGUUUCCUAUCUUUUGUUCCUCUCCUGGUAUGGCUGCCGAAAUACUCACUCAGAGAAAAUGCUAUUGGAGAUCUUAUAUCAGGAAUCAGUGUGGGAAUUAUGCACCUGCCACAAGGUAUGGCAUAUGCUUUGCUGGCUGCAGUUCCUCCAGUGUUUGGUCUGUAUUCCUCCUUCUAUCCCAUUCUCAUCUAUUUCAUAUUCGGAUCAUCCAAACACAUCUCAGUGGGUACAUAUGCAGUUAUGAGUGUUAUGAUUGGGAGCGUGACAGAGCGUUUAGCUCCAGACUCAGACUUCAUGUUGCCAGGUAAUGACACCAACUCCACUAUUUUGGACUUUGCCAGCCGUGAUGCAGAGAGGGUAAAGAUUGCUGCAACAGUAACUUUCUUAUCUGGUGUUUUCCAGUUGCUCCUUGGUCUGGUUCGAUUCGGAUUUGUGGUGACAUAUCUUUCUGAACCAUUGGUGAGAGCUUACACCACAGCGGCAGCCAUCCAUGUUAUCGUCUCCCAGCUCAAAUAUUCAUUUGGCAUCAGCCCUAAUCGGUACAGCGGACCUUUCUCUCUUAUAUAUACAGUCAUACAUAUUUGUGCAUUGCUCGGAAAGACAAACAUUGGUACUCUGGUUGUUAGCAUUGUAUCCAUUAUUGGUUUGGUCCUUGCAAAGCUAGUGAGUGGCUGGGCGGCAAGGAAGAUUCCUGUUCCUAUUCCUGUUGAGCUAAUCACUAUCAUUAUAGCUACUGUGGUGUCAUGGUACUUUGAUCUGAAGACCGAAUUCAAUGUGGAAGUGGUUGGAAAAAUCCCGUCAGGUCUGCAGGCUCCUGUUUUACCAGCUGUCUCCAUACUGGGUUCAGUGGUUGGUGAUGCCUUUGCGCUAGCUGUUGUUGGUUAUGGCAUUGCUAUCUCCCUCGGUAGAAUUUUUGCAUUAAAAUAUGCCUAUAAAGUCGAUAGCAACCAGGAGCUAAUAGCUUUGGGUCUGUCUAACUCUGUUGGAGGGUUGUUCCGUUGUUUUGCCAUCAGUUGCUCUAUGUCUCGCAGUAUGGUGCAGGUCAGCACUGGAGGGAAAACACAAGUGGCUGGAGCUGUCUCUGCUGUGGUAAUUCUGGUAAUAUUGUUAAAAAUUGGAGAACUCUUUGAGGAGCUUCCAAAGGCAGUGCUGGCUGCUAUAAUCUAUGUAAACCUGCAAGGAAUGAUGAAGCAGUUCGGAGACAUCUGCUCUCUCUGGAAGACUAACAGAGUGGAUAUGGUAGUUUGGGUGAUGACUCUGAUCUUGACAGUGUUGUUUAAUCCAGAUCUGGGACUGGCCGCAUCUAUUGCUUUCUCCAUCCUCACUGUGGUCUUCAGAACUCAGUUACCACAAUACUCUCUCCUUGGCCAGAUUCCUGGCACUGACAUCUACAAACCAAUAGAGGACUACAAUCAGGUGAAGCAGAUUCCUGAUGUAGUGAUUUUCCGCUCCUCUGCAACAUUGUAUUUUGCCAAUGCUGAAAUGUACACAGAUGCGCUCUACGAGAAGACUGGUGUAGAUGUGGCUAAACUUCUCUCACACAAGAAGAAAUUGGAAGCAAAAAGGCUCAGAAAAGAAAAGAAAGCUGCAAAGAAAGCAAAAAAACAGGCCAAGAAAAGAGUUAAAGAUGCUGCCAUACAAGAUGCUAAGCUUCAGGGGUUGGAGCUAGUGUUAUCAGACACAGAAGAGAGUGGGGAGGAGUUGUCAGACAUAGAGGCAAAUGGAGAUUUACAUGAGCUGUCAGUCAAAGAACAAAAGAAUGUGGUUGCUGUAGAGGUGGGGCCUGGCUGUGACUCCAAGCUCCCACAGGCAAUCAUUCUGGACCUGAGCCCCGUGAACUUCCUGGAUACAGUGGGCGUGAAGACUCUAUGCAACAUCUAUAAAGAUUAUGGAGAGGCUGGUGUUAAGGUGUACUUAUGUGGCUGCCAGAGAGGUGUUGUAGAAAAUAUGGAGAAAGGUAAUUUCUUCAGCGAGAAAGUAACUAAAUCGAUUCUAUUCUCAUCUGUACACGAUGCUGUUCUUUACUGCCAACAAGGAAAGAGUGAAGAGGCCAAGCAGGGAACACAUUUUUAAAUCCAAACAUCAGAAAUGAUACGGAACACUCCGGAAAAAUGGCACACACUGGAGAGACCCAUGCAAACUACAUUCAAACUACAUAUAUCUACAAUUUAAAGCUGUUUUUUUAUUUAUUGUGUAUUUUACAUUAGGAGGAAUAUAUAAGUGAAUAAUAAUGUUUUUAAAGAAUAAUUUGUUUUGUAAAAUAACAGUGUCAAUCUAAUACUUUUAAAUAUAUAAAAUAAUUUGGGAAUGGAUCUUUGAAAUAGAUAUUGUGCAAGCAGAAUGGUUGUAAUAGCAUUUAACAUUGAAACCAAAUGUUGAUAGAUUAUUCUAUAGCAUUGUGUGUAUGUUUUAUUAUUUGAAAAUGUUAGUCCUUAAGUGAAUGCAAUACCUUUCACUCAUGAUAUAAUCAGAUACCUGGAUAGCAGAUUUUUCUUUAGUUUUAACUUCUAUAUGUAUGCAUGUGUAUUUAGAAUGGCUAUUUAUCCUAAAGCCUAUUUAAUGCUGAAGAGUGUUAAAUCAGCCAUAUUUGACGGUCAGUUAUUUGGUUCUGACCAGAAUAUUUGAUAUUUAACAUAAACAAUUAAGCCCAUCCUCCUCUGUUUAUGCUCUGUCCGAGUUUCUAAUACCCAUUUCAGUGAUAUUUAAUGUUAAAAUGUGAUUAGAAUCACGUAUCUUGGUAACACUUUACAAUAAGUUUGUAUUUGUUAACAGGGCAAUAGUUAAUAUUAUCUUCUAUGGACAAUACUUUUGCAGAAUUUAUUAAUCUUGAUUCAUGUUAAUUUCUACAUAUUCAUACACCAUGUUCACAUACCAUGUUCAAUUUACUAGAUUAAAAUGUACUAAAGCCAAACAAUUCUAGAACAUUUUGUCAGAACAUGAUUUGAUUGCAUUCUAUAUAUUUAAAUUUGUAAAAUGUAUCCAUUUCGAUUUGGGACUACUUGAAUACUUUUUGUGGUGUUAAUGUGUUGAUGAAACUGUUUGAUUUACAUUUUCCAGCAUGCUUUGCAUGGAACUGGUUGGGAGAUAAAUGUUAACAUUGAGUGUCAUUUUAUGUGUUUUUGUGCAAGUUGUUCAUAAAGGGGGAUA
Molecule: messenger RNA, 3853 nt
Organism: Xyrauchen texanus (razorback sucker)
Lineage: Eukaryota; Metazoa; Chordata; Actinopteri; Cypriniformes; Catostomidae
Gene: slc26a6.2
Product: solute carrier family 26 member 6
Exons: 19
Coding region: 533-2779 (748 amino acids)
Biological process (GO): transmembrane transport
Cellular component (GO): membrane
Molecular function (GO): secondary active sulfate transmembrane transporter activity; oxalate transmembrane transporter activity; bicarbonate transmembrane transporter activity
Source: RefSeq, a predicted model, not a curated record